GAAGAUGGCGGCCUCCGGGAAUGGUCUGCUCGGCCGGGGCCUGGACAUAAGCUUAGCUGCUUUACAGCAGCAGGACCCGUACAUUAGGGGUAUCGUCGAUGUGGCAAGUCAGGUGGCUCUCUAUACUUUCAGCCACAAGGCCAACGAGUGGGAAAAGACAGAUGUUGAAGGAACAUUGUUUAUUUAUACCAGGUCUGCAUCACCCAAACAUGGCUUUACAAUUAUGAAUCGACUUAGUAUGGAAAAUCGGACUGAGCCCAUCACUAAAGAUCUUGACUUCCAGCUUCAAGACCCCUUCCUGUUAUACAGGAAUGCUAGAUUUUUCAUAUAUGGAAUCUGGUUUUAUGAUAAAGAAGAAUGCCAAAGGAUUGCCGAGCUCAUGAAGAAUCUAACCCAGCAAGAGCAGCUGAAAGCACAGCAAGGAGACCCCAGCGGAAUAUCCCCAAUGUCCCUCAACUUAGCAGACACAAAGGAGGUGGACAUCCUUCAAAUGCUAACGAAAGCCAAGGAUGAAUAUACAAAAUGUAAACCAUCUUCUGAGCCGAAGCUGAUAAGUAGCUCCUCUGCCAUAUACAGCAACCCCAAUCUUAUCAAACCUAUUGCAGUCAAACCUUCUGAGACACAGCUACAACCAGCAGGCAUAACUUCAAGCACGCUUAGUAACCUGGAACCUCAGCAUCUAUCUCUCACCACUCUGUUUGGGAAGCCAGACAAAGCCCAAGAAGGAAGAGCACAAAAUAAAGAGCAUUCUACUGUGCGUCACACAGUAGUACGUUCACUGUCCUAUGAGGAGCCAUCUCGUGUAGCUGAGAGAUGUGAGAAUCAGCUAUGCCCUGCAAUCCAAAAACUUAUGGUGAGAGGUCCUGGUCUGCACCCUGUCUCUGAGAUUCCCGAAAACAGACAAUCCCACAAUGGCAACUUCCAACCUGGGGGCAGCAUACUGACUGAUCUUUUCCAACCAGUAGCACCCAAUACCUCUUUUUCUAUUCUGGACCAUGAGAGUGGGGAAAGUAUUUUACAUACGCUUCAUAGUGCACAAUCAUCUUUGCCCAAAUCAGACUUGGGGCCUCAUCCUCCUACACAUUGUUUUAGUGGAGUGAUGCCAUCCCCCUCUGGCAAGGAUGCAAUACCUUCAUUGAUCAACUAUUAUGACUGCUCUCUGCAAAGCCAAAGGACUUCAACUUCAGUGCCUCAAUUACCUCUCGCCUCCCAGCAUCCCCCAGCUGGAACCAUCUCGCCUCAAGAACUUCUGAGAAAACUGCAUCUUGUGCGUCAGGAACAGCAGCUACCCUCCAGCUCCAGACCUGCCCUUGCAGCAAAAUUUCCUGUGAUUCCCCAGAGUGGCCCAAAGCCUACCUGGGAUGAUAAAAUACCUGGAACAAUGGCAGCUAAACCAAACUCAUUGCUUCAGCAGGUCAUUUCUCCUCAGCGUAUCCCUGCCACGGUCUCACCAGCACUACUUAUGUCUCCGACGGUAUUUUCACAACCAAAUCUUCACAAAGCAACCAACACCACAAAAGCAACAAUUCCUGUCAAGGAGCCGUUGUAUGAAUCAUCCAGACUCCUCCUCCCAUUGUUACUGCCAGAUGCUCCAACCUGUAGCAGUGGUACUGGAACUCAGAGCACCAUUCUGACUAAGCACCAGCUCCAGGGGACCCUGCUACAUUUAAUCCAGAAUGAUGAGAGUUUCUUGAAUACAAUCUACGAGACCUACCUUUCUGUUGUUGCAAGGUGUGCUAAUUCUGGCAGAAAGAUAUGAUGUAACAUCUCUUCCUGAGUCAACUACAUUCCUCCACAUUAUUAGAUUUGCAGGUGGCUAAAGUCGGUGUGCUGUGACUGGACUGGUUACAUUUACUACACUGCAUGAUGGAUUACAUAACUGAUUAAUAAUAUUUCUUUUUUUUCAAACUUCUAGUCCUAAAUGACAUCAAAUUAUAAAUUACAUUUAUUAAAAGAAGGAAGUGGAUAAAAUAUUGGUUGGCUUAAAAAAGGCCACUCCACACUGGAUCCCUUGUUAUAAAAAAAAAAAAAAAAAAAUUAUUUUUUUAAAAUCCCCCUCCCCUUAAUGUGCUCUAUAUGAGCACUGUACAAUAAACUAUGUACAGCAUUAUGGGAUAUAUUGUUCAGAAAGUGUACCGAACUUUGCACACCUUGUGAGCAGUUGCAUAGCGGGGGGAAAAAACAACUAUGCACAGCGAUUUUAUUACUUGCACAAAUAGUUUCCUUUUUUUGGGUGUGUUUGUGCACAUGAAACUACUCCCCAGACUCACAGACAGACUUUUUUUUUUGGGUGGGGGGAGAGGGAUAAAAUGCAUUUGCCCUCCAACUUCAGGAUGUUGCAUUUUUGUACCAUGGGUACCAAUAGUUGUACCCCUUUAUGGAUAAGAAAUAUAUGUAAAGACGGGUCGCUUUAGUGAAUAGGCCUAUUAUGGUCUAUUAAUACUUGUAUAUAAAUAAUUUAGCCUAUAGCUUUCUUUUUGAGAGAGUUCUUGUAUGAGUUUUAAUGUAUUUUGGAGAAAAGCAGAGCAUUCUAUAUUUUUUGGAGAAUUUCUAUUUUUCUUUCUUUCAGAUUUCAACUUUUUGAAUGAAAAUCCUCUUUUUAAACCCUGUUUUGGUGGAAGGAUUUGAGCAGCCAGAUAUUUUUAGAUGUUAUUCAAGGAAUGCCCUCAAGGUGGCUCUUUGGCCUUUUGUUAAUACAGAGUUCUGUUUGUCUUAUCAAACAACCUAUUUUGAGAUUAUGCACGUUUACUGAAAUCAUUUUACUAUAAAUUAUUCCUAAUUCUUAAUGAGAUUUUUGAAGGGAGCGGACUGUUCUUUGUAAUAAAACAUAUUAUACAGAUUGUAUAAUAGGCUAAAAUGAAACAUUUUUAAAUGUUAACAGUACACACUGUACUGUGUAUAUUGGUACAGAUUGCUUUGUGAAACUGUUAAGCUGUUUUUUUUUUUGUUUUGUUUUUUAAUAUUUGUUUCUGGUAUGAGUUGGAGGAAUGGCCUGCAGAUUUGAUAUUUAAAUAUGAAACUUUUAAGGGGGAUAGUUCAGUACUUAAUUUCUUAUCACCAGUAAACGCAAUUAAAGUGCUUGAUGUGGUGAGUAGUGCAGGAGUGGUAAGUUAAAGACACAUCCUCAGCACUUCCAUGUCGAAAGUGGCAUCACCUCAUGAUACUCCAGAUGUGUCUCUGCAUCUUGCACGCCCAGGCAAUUCUUCUGUCUGCGUUAAUUUAAUUUGCAGGGUAAGCUAUGGAUGCGCCAGGACAACCAGGCAUUAAAUGUAAAUUUUAAACCUUACAGAAUUUAGAAAUACAAAAUAGCAGAACCCAUUGCUAACUUUUACUCACCAGGUUGUGCAAAACUCCGUGACAUCUCCUUUUAGAAUUUUGGCUAACUAAAGUGCCUACUUUUUUUGAACCACUCGCAAUUAAGCUUCAAUGUUUCUACCUUAUUCCUGGUAUGAUUAGCAUAUUCCCACAUAAAAAAUAAACACACCUUUUUCUCACAUUGGUGAGUUAAAGGACCACUAUAGUGCCAGGAAAACAAACUUGUUUUUCUGGCACUAUAGGGUCUUUGGGUCCCUCCCACCCUCGGUGUCCUACUCCCGCCGGGUUGAAGGGGGUUAAAGGCUUACCUUUCUCCAGCGCCGGGCUCCCUCGGCGCAGGGGACUCUCCGACAUCAUCUGCCGAAUCUGCAUGCGUGGCAAGAGCUGUGCGCGCAUUCAAUCAGUCCAUAGGAAAACAUUUCUCAAUGCUUUCCUAUGGGCGUCAGCGUCUUCUCACUGUGAUUUUCACCGUGAGAAGCGUGGAAGCGCCUCUAGCGGCUGUUAAUGAGACAGCUACUAGAGGCUAGAUUAACCCUAGUGUAAACAUAGCAGUUUCUCUGAAACUAUGUUUACAGCUGCAGGGUUAACACUAGAGGGACCUGACACCCAGACCACUUCAUUGAGCUGAAGUGGUCUGGGUGCCUAUAGUGGUCCUUUAACGUCGUACUAGGCAGGUGUGUGUGUGUGUGUGUUUCAUAUCCAUACACAGCAAUUGAAGGGCUCUCUUUCAGAGUUUAGUUUUCUUAUUUGUGGUUUUGGUAGGAGCUAGAGAGAAAUAUAAAUAAUUUAUUCCCCCUCUCCCAAACUUCAAUGUGUUAGCACACUACAAUUCUAAUGAAUUCAGUCAGUUGAUUUUGGCUCUAAACAGUUUCUGCCAUCAUGCGUUUGAUGUCAGUAGCCAAUAAUAAUCUGUGAUGUGCUAACUCAGAGCAUUCCAUUGCAAUUGAUAAGAUAAUACUGCCAUUUGAAUUUCUCAAAUACUUUUUUUUAUUAAAAAAAAUUAUAACAAAACCAAAGCAAUUUUAAAAAUUAUCUACGUGAGUUAUAGUCACUUUUAAAUUAUGUGUAUGUGAUGAUGCAUAUAGCAAAUCUGAUGACUCCCACAUUGUACUAGAAAAUGAAGAGAUGGUAAUUAAUGUGCUUUUUUUCUGGUAUUUCUGUGUUGGUGCGUGGCAAUUAUCUUGCAAUGCUUUAUAUUCUAUUUUAAUUUUUUUGUCUCAAUAAAAUAGAAAAUUGUUCCAGGGUGUGGUUAUAG
This is a messenger RNA of Pelobates fuscus (common spadefoot toad), 4570 nucleotides long. RefSeq names its product decapping mRNA 1B (gene DCP1B). Gene Ontology annotation, cellular component: P-body. The transcript has 9 exons. The coding region runs from base 5 to 1759 and encodes 584 amino acids. NCBI's taxonomy places the organism in Eukaryota, Metazoa, Chordata, Amphibia, Anura, Pelobatidae. Gene Ontology annotation, biological process: deadenylation-independent decapping of nuclear-transcribed mRNA; deadenylation-dependent decapping of nuclear-transcribed mRNA; positive regulation of catalytic activity. The record is from RefSeq and is a predicted model, not a curated record. Gene Ontology annotation, molecular function: enzyme activator activity; mRNA binding.